AUUCACCUGUUUCUGUCCUUCAAGAUAAAACUCGAGGAAUCAAUUCGUUACAACCCGCAUGAUGCCGUGGAAUCGUGGCUCACAUCCCUUCUCUGCCUUGACGCUACAGUGGUUCCAAACCUCAACUCCGGUUGUCCCACACCGGAAGCCUGUGAGCUGUACUACAUUGACCGGGAUGCGCUCUUUUCAUACCAUCGGGCAGCAGAAGCGUUCCUUCAACGGGUGGUAUCCAUUUGUGUCUCGUCUCAUUACAAGAACAGCCCCAACGAUUUGCAAAUGAUGAGCGACGCUCCAGCUCAUCACCUGUUUUGCCUACUGGGUCCGAUUACCAAGAAAGAUCAGCUACCGGAAAUUCUGGUGGUGAUUCAAGUGUGCCUGGAAGGACAAAUAUCCUCACAGUCGAUUCAAAACUCGUUGGCUCGCGGGAUGAAGAGCGCGGGCGAUCUGAUCCCAUGGAACAUUGCCGAGCAGUACGGUGAUCAGCAAUUUCCCAAGCUCAGCGGAGCCCGGAUCGUGCGAAUUGCCACACAUCCCAACUAUCAACGGAUGGGAUACGGCAAGCGGGCUCUGAAGCAGCUUAGAAAUUACUACGAAGGUAAUUUCACAUCCCUCUCCAACGACCUGGAGGAUGACGAUCUGGACAACGGAAUCCAAACAAUCGACGAUGAAGACGUUGGACUUUUGAAGGAGGUAAUUGAACCUCGCAAAAAAGUGCCCACACUGCUGAAACGGUUGUCCGAACGUCGACCGGAGCAUCUGGAUUACCUGGGCACAUCGUUUGGCUUGACAAAUGAUUUGUUGCGGUUUUGGAAAAGUCAAAAGUUUGUUCCGGUUUAUCUGAGCCAGAAGGAAAACGAUUUAACCGGAGAGCAUUCGUGCAUUAUGCUGUCGCCCAUCAGCACCAGCUUGGAAAAGGUGGAAAGCAGUGACUGGCUGAAAGAAUAUUUCAUUGAUUUCCGGAGAAGAAUUCUGAAACUGCUAGGAAAGGCAUUCAGCAAGUUCAACACUGGAAUGUCGCUUUCGCUACUUGACAACCGUGCGGUGAAAAUUGAAGGAAAAGAAUUGACACAAAAAACGAUCGACGAAUACUUCCUGCCUCACGAUAUCCAACGCUUGGAAAUGUACGCCCGCAACCAGGUCGAGUACAAGCUGAUCAUGGAUCUAACGUCGGAUUUGGCCCUUCUCUACUUCCAAUCGAAAAUGGCCAGCGCCAACAUAGAUUCGCUCCAGAAAGCCAUCCUCCUGGGAACGGGCCUACAGCACAAAACCAUCGAAAAGCUGUCGGAAGAGUUCAACAUGCCCAACAACCAAGUGCUGGCCAAGUUCUAUGACUGCUUGAAAAAGCUUACGAAGUAUGUCGACUCCGUGCUGGAGCGUACCAUCGAGAGCACCAUGGUGAACGAGAGUCAGCUGAACACGGGAGAAAAUCUGGUGGCACUCGACAAAUCCAUCAACGAGGAUCUGGCGGACGACGUCCGAAAGCUCGAGAAGAAGCAAAAGAAAGAGCUGGCUCGGUUGAAGAAGGAAAACCUCGAUCAGUACGUAAUCAAGGGUACGGACGAUGAGUGGAAAAAUGCGCUGGCGAAAAACAAGUCUUCGAUUGUGUCGAUUAAGAGCGGCGAGAAGCGCCUUGGAGAAGAUAAUGAUAUGUCUUACGAGGAAAAUGAACAUUCUUUCAAAAAGAAGAAGUCAAAGCAUGAUUUCGGGAAGAAACAGAAGUUCCGAAAAAAUAAGUAGAACGUCGGGACAUCUGAAGUCAACGUUUUGUAAUAUGAUUUUACAAAGAUAAUGUUGAAUAAAGAUAGUAUAUUACA
Messenger RNA from Aedes albopictus (Asian tiger mosquito), 1814 nucleotides. RefSeq names its product RNA cytidine acetyltransferase. The transcript is spliced from 4 exons. Gene Ontology annotation, molecular function: 18S rRNA cytidine N-acetyltransferase activity; tRNA binding. The record is from RefSeq and is a predicted model, not a curated record. The annotation marks the transcript as partial. Gene Ontology annotation, cellular component: 90S preribosome; nucleolus. Gene Ontology annotation, biological process: rRNA acetylation involved in maturation of SSU-rRNA. NCBI's taxonomy places the organism in Eukaryota, Metazoa, Arthropoda, Insecta, Diptera, Culicidae.